Pangasianodon hypophthalmus (striped catfish) is the source of this 1639-nucleotide messenger RNA. It is a transcript of the gene pef1, whose product is annotated as penta-EF-hand domain containing 1. NCBI's taxonomy places the organism in Eukaryota, Metazoa, Chordata, Actinopteri, Siluriformes, Pangasiidae. The transcript has 5 exons. The record is from RefSeq and is a predicted model, not a curated record. Gene Ontology annotation, molecular function: calcium ion binding. The coding region runs from base 91 to 933 and encodes 280 amino acids. Gene Ontology annotation, biological process: COPII vesicle coat assembly.
ACACUAAGUUGGACCAAUCAGCCUCGAGAGGCGGGACAAAAAAAAAAAUCAAACGUUCAUACUCGACACGAAGUUGCUUCAUACAGCGAAAUGAGUUUUUACGGGCAGGGCUAUCCAGGAGCAGGGGGUAACAUUCCCCGACAGCAUCCUUCUCCAGGUAACCCCUAUGGAGGUGGGGCACCCCCAGGUGGUCCUGUAGGAGGGCCAUAUGGGGGUCCGGCUCCUCCCGGGGGUCCGCAGUAUGGUGGUGCACCAGGAAGACAGUACGGAGGACCUUAUGGUGGUUAUGGUGGAGGUCCUGGGGCCCCUGGAGCUCCUUAUGGAGGUGGUCAAGCUCCAGGAGCCCCUUACGGAGGAUAUGGGCAGCCUCAGGGUGGACCAUAUGGCCAGCAUAUGCCUGGAGGUAACAUUCCACCAGGGGUUAACCCCGAGGCGUAUCAGUGGUUUCAGAGUGUUGACGCCGAUCACAGUGGCUACAUCAGCCUGAAGGAGCUAAAGCAGGCCCUGCUCAACUCCAACAACUCAGCAUUCAAUGAUGAAACCUGCCUGAUGAUGAUCAAUAUGUUCGACAAGACCAAAACUGGCCGCAUUGACGUAUUCGGCUUCUCGGCUCUCUGGGUGUUUUUACAGCAGUGGCGGGCAAUUUUCUACCAGUUUGACCGUGACCGCUCAGGUUCCAUCAACAGCAAUGAGCUGCAUCAAGCACUCUCUCAGCUGGGUUAUAACCUGAGCCCGCAGUUCAUUCAGAACCUGGUGAACCGUUACUGUGUCCGUGGCAUGAGUAAUGCCCUCCAGCUCGACUCCUUCAUCCAAGUGUGCACUCAACUGCAAAGCAUGACCCAGGCCUUCCGUGAGAAGGACACCGGCAUGACCGGCAACGUACGCAUGAGCUAUGAGGACUUUCUCGCCUGCACCAUCACACGGCUCAUGUGAAGAUUUACAUUCCAUCAGAUGGCAGUUUGAUCCCUUCAGUGCCAAAGACCUCCGGGCACUCCGGAUGUUCCAUCAUAACUGUGCCUUUCACUGCAGUUUACCUCCCGCACCCUAAAUGCCCUGAAUACAUGCACUCCUACUGCUUACUUUGCUUGUUAUUUGUUUCAAUUUCAAAGUGCAAGUUGAAAGAACAGCUAACAGGAAGUGUGCCAUACCUGUGUAUGUAAUGCCUAAAAAAAUUCUUUUAGGAGAACAGCUCACUCAGGGAGUGAAGUUGCAUUAUUAUAUCUGCUGCCAAUCAUGUAUUUUGUGGGGCUUUAUUUUAUUAACUAUAUUAUUUUAUAUUGCAACUGCAUUCAGCUGAAACUCUUUAGUUUCUAUAUUACUGAUAAAGUCAUUACAUUAAUUCAACCAAAUAACUGAUAUGGUGCAGUCUAAGAUUGAUGUAUUGUAAUAGAUUGAAGGCUUGGAUCCAGAGGGGUUGUAAGUAACAUUUGACAAAGAUUUGCAUUUAAUUUAUUGAAGACUGGCUAAUAUAAAUAGUAAUAUUUGUUUUAGCACUAGAUCCCAUUAAGAGCCCAUUAAUCCAUUUGAAAAUGGCAAAACUUUGUAAUGUAACACUCAAUAUCUUUUACAGCAUUGUGCCAGAAAUUAUGUAGAUUAAAGCUUUUUUUGCCCCAGAUUAAAGCAAAUGCUGAUUGGUUAA